Molecule: messenger RNA, 1665 nt
Organism: Nelumbo nucifera (sacred lotus)
Lineage: Eukaryota; Viridiplantae; Streptophyta; Magnoliopsida; Proteales; Nelumbonaceae
Source: RefSeq, a predicted model, not a curated record
CCCCUCUCGCCUUCUCCUUAUAACGCCUCAGGGCGAGGAUCCCCCACCUCUCAGCUCUCACCAGUCACCCCCCUUCUCUUUCUGGACUCUAGAAGUCUAGAGCUUGUGCUCUUAUCCUCCCUCUCUCCUAGCAGUAGCCACUCUUUCUAUGUAAAUUGCCUCUUCCCUCUUGUUUUCUUUAUUUUAUAAAUUUUUUUAUUCAGACGAAUUCGUCUUCCAGACUUAGGGUUAGAAUUUCUAACGAGAGGAUCCAUCGAUCUUUCAUACUCCAUGUCUUCUUCAAGGAAGGAUGUGGAUCGGAUCAAAGGGCCAUGGAGUCCAGAAGAAGAUGAAGCGUUGCAGAAACUUGUUCAGAAGCAUGGACCUAGAAAUUGGUCUCUUAUAAGCAAAUCCAUCCCUGGUAGAUCCGGAAAGUCUUGCCGUCUCCGAUGGUGUAACCAGCUGUCUCCUCAGGUGGAGCAUAGGGCCUUUACACCGGAAGAAGACGAGACGAUCAUCAAAGCGCAUGCCAAGUUUGGAAACAAAUGGGCCACGAUCGCUCGUCUACUUUCUGGUCGCACCGACAACGCGAUUAAGAACCACUGGAAUUCUACUCUCAAGCGCAAAUGCUCAUCCGUGACUGAAGAUAGCGGUGUAGAUGGACAUGCAAGUCAGCCGUUAAAGAGAUCGGUGAGCGCUGGCGCAGCGAUUCCACCCGUCUCUGCUCUCUAUCUUAGCAGCCCUAGCAGUCCUUCUGGAUCCGACGUAAGUGAUUCUAGCCUUCCGGUGAUGUCAUCUUCUCACGUCUAUCGACCUGUGGCGAGGACAGGCGGUAUCCUACCUCCUCAGCAGCCGCCGCAACCACAGCUGGAAACAUCGUCUUCCACCAACGAUCCUCCAACUUGUCUGAGUCUUUCCCUCCCCGGAGCCGACUCGUGUGAGGUUUCGAAUCAUGUCUCCGGAUCCAACCAUGCGCCAAACCCUCCAAACACUAGCCAUCUAGUAUCGCCACUAUCUCUUCCACCGCCGGCGGCCGUACUAUUGCAACAGGUGUCCCCGGCGCCUCACCAUACGCAGUUCAACGAGUUCGCGUCACCUGCGGGCCCGGUUGAGAAGCCGUUCAUGCCGUUUAGUACAGAGUUUCUAUCAGUGAUGCAUGAGAUGAUCAAGAAGGAAGUUAGGAACUACAUGUCAGGGCUUGAGCAGAAAGGCCUAUGUUUGCAGGCUGACGGGAUUAGAAAUGCUGCAGUGAAGCGUAUCGGCAUCAGCAAGAUCGAGUAGUAGAGAGAUGGAGAUAUCGAAAGGAGUAGAUGAAAGAAGACCUUGAAAAUAGAAGAGAGGGAGGGCGAGUAAGGGAGAGAAUGAGAAAAAAAACUAUCUUGUUUUUUUCUUUCUCUUCUCGUUUUUUAUACAAAUAAUUUUGGUAAUGUACAGAAAACAGAGAUGGAGUAAGUUCCGGAGGUCGAUGAUUGUGAAUUAGAAAGGAAACACGAAUCGAGAAGGAAGCGACGAUCGCCGGAUCGGUGUUAGAAGACUCAUGAAGGGGGGAAAAAUGAAUUUCUUUUUUCAACAGACAGCAAAAAAUGAACUUUCUCUUUCUCUGGCCUCGUUCAUUAGAUUUAGAAAGUUUAAAAGAAGCAAGAAAUUUUCAAUCCAAUCCAAGUUUUAUUCGUUUUUUUUUAUUUA